Molecule: messenger RNA, 333 nt
Organism: Trichoderma harzianum CBS 226.95
Lineage: Eukaryota; Fungi; Ascomycota; Sordariomycetes; Hypocreales; Hypocreaceae
Exons: 1
Coding region: 1-333 (110 amino acids)
Source: RefSeq, a predicted model, not a curated record
AUGCAAUUGGGCCGCACUGCGAGAUGGCACGCGCCAAUGAGCAGAGCACUUGGUCUCUCUAUGCCUCUCCGUCCCCGUCACUCUCUUACUCUUCCCCCCCGGAGGGGCUGUGAACCUUUGUCUGCAUCCCGCUGGUUAGAUGCAGCUGGUCUGUCAGCUGACCUCAGUCACUUUACUUGUCGCAGCAGGACAAGGACGCUGCGGUCUGGGAUGGGUGACACCCCCAAUGUGAUUAAUAAGAGCGCAGGAUAUAAUGAGGGAAUAUUCACGCCGUCCUGCCGCCGUCGGUCGCGCCUUGGCGUUUCUCCGUCCGAUGCCAUGAUGCCGCAGUAA